AUGACGACAGAAGAUCGCCUGAGCAGCAGCCGUCGUGCCACAGCCCAUGCACAUCUGCAUGGAGUCUUUGCCCUCGGUCGCUUCACAGCCCAGAGCCAGGCCCUGAAACAGCAGCAACGAAAACAGGCUGCGCCGGCGAGAUACCCAACCAACCAAUUCCGUCUCGACGAAUUCACGAAACGGGAGGAUCCAGUGCCCCCACCCUCGGGGUAUGGACCCAAACAACCAACCAAGGGGAGGGUGCCGUCCAUGGCUCCGGAGGCUGCACCCCGGCCGCUGGAAGAACCAUUGUCGAUCAGGCCGAUGAAGCUCUCCAACUUCUUGUCGGACGGUCUGGCCCUGUAUGUGUCGCAUGUGAUGCAUCCGAGCCAGAUCCCGGGGAGAGAUCUGUUCAGUAGGGUGUAUGCGAUGGGUCUGCUGCCGGUGCUGAUCAUUGCCAUGACGAUCAUACAGUGGGUGAUUGGGCUGUUGGUUAUUGUUGUGAAUAAUACCAAGCUGGGUGGAUACUACUAUGGAAUCUUUUUCAGGGACCAGAUCGCACUCUUUGACGAGACAGACCUCGUGGAUCCAGAGGGGAACGAUGAAGCCGUUCGCCAGAUCUGUGAACGCAAACCGAGAUUGACAACCCAUUUCAGUUACCACAUCGCGAACCUGCUGCUGAUCAUGACGAGCAUGGCCUAUCAGCGCGACGACAAGUUGGUGGCGCAAGCGUCCAAGAUUCUCUUGAAUGUCCAGAACCAGGCUCAAAGGGAUGAGGCCACAAAGCUGCUGCAGGAGAGCGAGCAGGCGAUCGACGAGAAUGCAUCGAAAGAAUUUGGGAUGCGAUUCAUGGGCAUCAGUGAACUUAAGACCUUGGGGGGUCCGUUUGCGGGAUUGUUCUAUAAUGAUGAUGCGAUCGUCUUGGUCUUCAAGGGCACCUCGGUCUUGGCAUUCAACGAAUACCUGCUCGAUGUGACCAUUCAGCGCGUGGAUGCCAGGGAGUACUUGUACGGAGAGGUUCACAAGGGCUUUUACGAAUCCCUGUUCCCGGAUCCGAAGCCAUUGAACUGGUACGAAGAUAUGACCUACGACCAAACCAAUCCCUUCAACACCAUCAUGAAGACCAUCCUCGAGACCGCCAAGCUCUGUAAAAACAAGACGGGUAAGCCCGUCAAUCUGUGGAUGACAGGCCACUCCCUCGGUGGAGCCCUGGCAGCGUUGACGAUGGCACGUCUGCAGAUGACUGUUGAGGAUAAGGACCCGCUGAUGAACAAGGACUACGAUGAGACCAAUGGACCUAGGAGUAGCACUCCGGAAGGAGCAGGACCACGGACGGUUCUCCAGGAGAUGCUCGCCAGGUUUAGCGAUGACAAUGAGUUGCUCGUGCUGAGAGACUGUUAUAGCAUCGCGAGUCCCAAAAUCGGAGACUCGACUUUUGCGGAGCAGUUCGCACGUAACCAUCUUCGAUUCUGUUGUGAGAGUCCGUAUAAACCUACAUACUGGCGCAUCGUUGCUGACAAAGAUGUUGUGCCUCGUCUGCCACCUGGAUGCAAUGUGGACCCCAAUGAGCCCUACAACCGUCUUUUCCCAUUCCGACCCUGUCCAAAGGCAAAGACAUGGCUCGUUGAUGAGAAGCAAGAAGACAAUAAGAUAAGGCAGGAGAACAAGAAGUGCGACACCAAGGAUAAGCGUCCGAUGCACUUGCACUCGUUGCUGGAUUAUCAACAUGUGGGUCAGCUCGUCAAGGUAUACAACGCUGCGAGGGCCCCAAAGGUCAAGCCUUCAGCGUUUGAGGCCGACCUGAGCCGGGAUGUUCUGCGUAAAGAACAGGAGGUGGAUGCGCUGAUGAUCAAGCUGGCCAAGGUCGCCAGUAUUUGGAAAGCGCAGGAUCAGCUCGAUGCAAGCGUCAAUCAGUCCACCAACACCGCAACGACUGUUACGAUGACAACGACUUUGACGGGGACGGCGACAGUGGGUCAGGAGGGGGACGAGAAGAGCCAGGCUGAAACGGCUCAGCAGAUCGCGGACGACAUUCUGAGGGCACAGGCAUUGUAUAACAUUGACGAGUUGAGCCGGCUGAGACAGCCCCAUCUACUAGAACGCAUGUUGCUCAAAAUCCCUAGCCUGCUUUCACAUGCGCCAGUGGCCUACCAGCGUAAUCUUGUUCGAGGACGGUUCUACUUCAAGAGUUUCCCAGGUGCUGCGUUUGAGGAGCGUCUUGGACAGUGGCUGGAUCAGAUGGAGAAGGAGACCGUGAGUGUGGACGAGGGAGUUGAGAUGGCUUCGAAUGAUGGUGACCAAGGGGAGCAGCAAGGUCAGGUUGGGUUGGGUAAGGCGAUCGAUGUGGAUGUGCAGAUGCAUGUGGAUGUGAAGCUAAAGGACAAGGAUCAAGAGAGUAAGGCUCUCAGCAAUGGAUCACGGCAGCCAGUCCAGACAAAGACUACGCUGACCCAGACGGUGGCUAUGCAACCACGCGAAGAAUAG
Molecule: messenger RNA, 2463 nt
Organism: Gamsiella multidivaricata
Lineage: Eukaryota; Fungi; Mortierellomycota; Mortierellomycetes; Mortierellales; Mortierellaceae
Exons: 4
Coding region: 1-2463 (820 amino acids)
Biological process (GO): lipid metabolic process
Source: RefSeq, a predicted model, not a curated record